UAUUAAUUCACGAUUAUAUAUGUAGUAUCGUGGACGAAAGGCCUAAGAAAUAUCGGGCGAAUUAUGAACAAUGUCGCGAGAGCCGAGGCGCCGUCGGGCCCAUCAAUGUGUCAUCGGUCUUUUCAAGUGCAUAUUUCGUGGAAAAGACCUACGUGACCCUGGCCACGAGCGUCUGCAGAACACGUGUGCGGUGGGCCUAGGAAAAAGACAACAGAAUGCGGCAACGACCAGAGAGUUAGUCGAAAAGCAGCGUGCGAGUCGAAAAGCAGCGUGCGAGUCGAAAAGCAGCGUGCGAGUCGAAAAGCGGAGAGUGCGAGUCGAGAAGCAGAGUGCGAGCUGAGCGGAGACAGAGGUUGCGAGUGGCGUUGCCGAGAGAGUGUGGAUUGCGCUGUUUUCUGUGCGUUUGGCGUGAAUAGUUCAGGUUGAACAACAAUCGUCUUUUUCUGUCUGAUUAACAUCUCUAUUGUCCACUCUUUGUAAACACAUUAUAUCACGAUAUUACAUAUUUUUGGGGGCUCAGCCGGGAUUGGACAAGACAGAAAACGAAACGGUUUAACAGAGCUAUUCGAGCUAGUUGUGAAUUUACCGGUACGCGGUGCGGUAAAAGACGAUAUCGUUGACGGUUUAAGUUUGUGUAGUGUGAAAAAUGGCAAACGUCGGGGACGAGCGAUUGUCGGGUGAAGAGGGUUCGACGCUGGAGGAGCUGAGGAGUAAGCUCGCGCGAAUGAACCUCCCUAUAUCGGGUGCGAGGUCAGUGCUGAUUGCAAGGCUGAAUCGGGCGUGUAGGGCUGGACAAUCGUAUCGUAAGGGAUCGACGGGCGGUGAAGAGCUAACCGGUCAACGAGAUUUAGAAAAUGUACAGAGAGCUGAGCGCGAUUGUAACGAAGAUGAAGAUGUUGAGAAAAUGAAUACGAAGGAGUUGAAGGAGCGCCUCGCUAGUUUGGGUUUAAAAACGACGGGAAGAAAAGUAGAAUUACGCGCACGGCUACAAGCGGCCAUGGAUGGUAACGACAUAUCGUCGGAAGAAGAAAGCGACGACGAAAGUGAGGAUGAAGAUGACAAGAAAAACGCAAGAGGAUACAAGAGAGAUACGCGAAGGGUGUAUCAGGACCGUGACGAAUGUUGUCGAAGGGCAUGCGUUGGUUCGACACUGAAUUUUAGAGACGUCGAAGAUGCAUUAGAGUCGUUUAGUGGCAACAGAGGUGAAAAUGUCGAACGAUGGUUCGAGUCGUUCGAGGAAGUCGCUGAUACGUGCAUGUGGUCGGAUGGGCAGAAGGCAGUCUACGCCAGGAAGCUGCUGAAGGGAUCAGCGAAAAUAUUCGCGAGCUUCGAGUGUCAUGCCAGGACUUGGCAUGAGUUGAAGAGGGGGCUAGUGAAAGAAUUUUCGAGGAAAGUCAACAGUAGGCAAGUACAUCAGAAACUUGAAGAAACAAAAAAGGAGAGUGAUGAAGCAUGUUUGGCCUACAUGUGCCGCAUGCUCGAAAUAGCCAGCCAUGUGGACAUGGAGGAGGAAGCAAAGGUGGAAUACAUAGUGGAUGGAAUAAUAGACGACGAGAACGAUAAGGCUAUAUUGUACGGCGCUACGUCAAUCAAAGAGUUGAGGAAGAGGUUAGUGAUGUACGAAGAGCAGAAGAGUCGCAGAGCAAAGUCGAUUGUGAAGCCGGCUAAAACUCAGAAGAACGGGAAGCCCAGUCAAUCUGUAGAUGCAAUGAAGAAAAGAAGAUGCUUCAUUUGCGGUAGUGAGGAUUAUCCAAGUGUUAAGUGUCCGGAGAGGGGAGAAGGUGUUAGGUGUUUCGAGUGCAGCGGAUUUGGACAUAUUGCAGCGAGGUGUACGGCACGACCGAAAGAGACUUGCGUAGUGUCAAGAUCCGAAAAAGGGAAGUAUGUGAAAGAAGUGGCGAUAGAUGACUGUAGGUUUGUGGCAUUAGUGGAUACGGGUAGUGAUCUCACGUUCAUCCGAUCAGACGAGUAUGCGAGGUUAGGGUCACCACCGCUAGGUAAAUGCAAGUUUAAGUUCGACGGUUUUGGUUCCGCUGGCAAUGAGACCUGGGGUGAAUUCACUAAGGUAAUGACGGUUGAUGGGUGUAAACUGCCAAUCACUUUGCACGUUGUUUCAAACAAAAUAUUGACGAAGCACGGCCUGUUGUUAGGCACUGAUUUUCUGGAUCAGGUAGAGUUACGGGUUAAACGGAGCGAAGUGACUUUCUUGCGGCUUGACGAACAGACUAACAAAGACGUGUCGGAUGUGUUUAGAAUUAACGUAGUAGAACAGACUGACGAAACAGACCUAACACACGUACAGGAACCGCAUUAUCGUGAAGCGAUUCGAGAUAUCGUUAGGGGGUAUAGGCCGGAGAAGAAGCGAGACGUCGGAAUAACCGCAAAAGUAGUUUUGGAAAGCGACAAGCCGGCAGCGCGAAGACCGCGAAGACUGGCGCCGUCGGAAAGAAAGGAAGAAGAUGAUCUGAUGGAAGUGUGGACAAACGAGGGUGUCAUCAAAUCGUCAGACUCGGAGUAUGCGAGUCCGAUAGGUGUAGUUAGAAAGAAAGAUUUGUGUGUGCGUGUGGCUAGAUGGGCCUUGUUACUAGGCGAGUUUAAGUAUCAGGUGUGUCAUCGGCCGGGGAAAAGUAUGCAGCAUGUAAAUGCUCCGAGUAGGAACCCCCUGCCGAGCACUAUUUAUGUAACGGAGAGUGAAGACGGGCUGAUUGCACGGUUGAGAAGGGCACAGAACAAGGACAUUGAAGUCCGUAGGAUUUUGGACGCCGCAACGUGCAGUCAGGCCGAUGGGCAGGCAGUAAGAAACAAUAUUUUGUAUAAGGAGCGUAAGGACGAUGUGCUAAUAGUAGUAUUGAAGGCGAUGCGGGCUGAGGUAGUCAGGCAAGCGCACGAGCGUGGGCAUUUCGAGGUUACCAAAACAGAAGCUAUGGUCAAGAAGGACUUCUGGUUCAGGGGGUUACGCGAAAAGGUCGAACACGUGGUAUCCAACUGCCUUGACUGUAGCCUAACCGAACGAAACAUAGACGCACUACUGUUACCGAAGAAUUCUGGUUUUAAACAACCCGAACACAAGAAACAAAAUUUUUCGAGCAAUCCACACUUGAUCUCGAAGUCGUCAAAAAUGCAAUGCUAUCCCAUAACCCAUCAGGACCGACGUCUAUGCACUGUACAAACUCUUGUUUCGUUCCUACUAGCCAAAGUUCAUACAGACACUCUAUUACGUUUCACGACAUCUCUCAAGGCUGAUGCUCACAGUAACGUUUUGCACUGUGCAGAGAUCAUCAGAUUUUUCGAAUUCUCUUCUGGAAUGGUAGCCCAGUUCUCUAGUGGUCGUCUUACGAUUAACUAUUACCUCGACGAGUCAGGAAAUGGAAAAUCGAAAUUUAGUGGAAAAUGUAAUCGGCAGCACGAAAAGGAAUCUCAACAAACAGAUGGAGUUUUCAAUUAUCGACCAGAAACUGGUAUGGGAUAUUGUCGUCUUACAGGACACAGUUUUUGUUUGCCGCAACUACGAUCUUACGAAACAGGAAAAUUUUCAACCGACAACACCACGGUCAUCCCAUAUCCUCCAUGCUCGCCAAAUUUAGCCCUUGGAAACUUCUUUUCAUUUUCCAAAAUGAAAUCGAAAGCGAAGGGGCAAUGUUUCUGCAUUGUGGAAAAGGUACAAGAGGCGUCGCAACGGGGGAACCACAAAGAAAAACGGGACAGCAAACGCAGAACAAGUUAUUUCAUGCAGCAUGAGUAUGGAAACAGAGAGGAAAGAAAAUACGAAAAUGCUAGAAAUGAUCGAAAGUUCAAUAAAAGAAAACGUUGGAUCAAGCGUCAAAUCCAGCAACAAAAGAAAAAGCAACAGCACUCCUGCGAAGAAAGGAAAUCAAAACCAACGCGGCUUUUGCAUCCUGGAUAUGCCGUGCCAGCCCAUAACGACACGGUUAUGGAUGACUAG
Messenger RNA from Bombus huntii, 3943 nucleotides. RefSeq lists its product as uncharacterized. The transcript is spliced from 7 exons. Gene Ontology annotation, biological process: proteolysis. Bases 647 to 3943 code for a protein of 1098 amino acids. The record is from RefSeq and is a predicted model, not a curated record. Gene Ontology annotation, molecular function: aspartic-type endopeptidase activity; nucleic acid binding; zinc ion binding. NCBI's taxonomy places the organism in Eukaryota, Metazoa, Arthropoda, Insecta, Hymenoptera, Apidae.